Eimeria necatrix is the source of this 750-nucleotide messenger RNA. RefSeq lists its product as hypothetical. The transcript is spliced from 3 exons. NCBI's taxonomy places the organism in Eukaryota, Apicomplexa, Conoidasida, Eucoccidiorida, Eimeriidae. Bases 1 to 750 code for a protein of 249 amino acids. The record is from RefSeq and is a predicted model, not a curated record.
AUGCGAAUUGAGUCGUUUGGCGGGGGCUCUACUCAGUGCUCUGCCGUCGAUGCUGUUCUGCAGCGGCAGCAGCAGCAGCGGCUGCUGCUGCUGCUGCUGCUGCUGCUGCUGCUGCACGUAGCAACAGCAGCAGCAGCAGCUGCUGCUGCUGCUGCUGCUGCUGCCACAGCGAGCUGCGGCUGCAGCAGCAGCAGCAGCAGCAGCAGCAGCAGCAGCAGCAGCGCAGCAGCAGCAGCAGCAGCAGCAGCAGCGCAGCAGCAGCAGCUGCAGCAGUGCCAACUGCUUUUCAGCUCUCAAAAGAAAACGUCUCAUAUUGCGUUUCAGUUGCUGCAGCAGCAGCAGCAACUAAAUAGAGCGUUUGCUUCUUCCAGCGGAAGCACAAAGGCAUGUGCCCUGAGCCUCUGUUCUCAGCAGCAGCAGCAGCAGCAGCAGCAGCGCCGGAGCGGCAGUGGCCACAGCAGCAGCAGCCCAACCUCUCCCCCUUUUCAAAUACUUCUUCUUUGCCCUGGUGUCUGCUGCUGCCUCACUUUUGAGGUGUACAUACACCUGACUUUGUCCAGCAAAGCCUUCUCGGGCUGGCUUGCAGCAACAGCAGCAAGCAGCAGCAGCAAGCAGCAGCAGCAAGCAGCCGCAGCAGCAGGCAGCAGCAGCAGCAGCAGGCAGCAGCAGCAGCACGAGUCACCGUUUCGGGUCGACUUUUCAAAGCCGCAGCAGCAAACGCUCAUGCAUACAGCGACGGCGCUGCAUUGA